This is a messenger RNA of Nicotiana tabacum (common tobacco), 930 nucleotides long. Lineage: Eukaryota; Viridiplantae; Streptophyta; Magnoliopsida; Solanales; Solanaceae. The record is from RefSeq and is a predicted model, not a curated record.
AUUAAAUGGCUGUUGAAGCUUUCUCAAAUCCCUCAACUCAUUGAAGUUCCAUGCUUCUCUGAAGGAGCUCAGUCUUUUCUGCAAAACUUGAUUGAUGAAUUUAGCGUGGAUGAUGCACUGGAAGUUAAGAAAAUUGAGAAAGUCACAAAUCAUGAUGUGAAGGCGGUGGAGUACUUCCUGAAACAAAGAUGCCAAUCACAUCCAGAGAUAGUCAAGGUGCUUGAGUUUUUCCACUUUGCUUGUACAUCUGAGGACAUCAACAACCUUGCCCAUGCACUAAUGCUGAAAGAAGCUUUGAGCAAGGUCAUCUUACCCGUCAUGGAUGAACUAAUUGCUGCAAUCUGUAACGUGGCUACAACAAAUUCUUCUGUCCCCAUGCUUUCUCGCACCCAUGGACAGCCAGCUUCACCCACCACACUCGGAAAGGAAAUGGCUAUUUUUGCUUACCGGUUAAGUAGGGAAAGGCGAGAUAUCUCUCAAAUUGAGAUGCUGGGGAAGUUUGCUGGUGCAGUUGGAAACUAUAACGCUCACGUGGCUGCAUAUCCUGAAAUAAAGUGGCCCCAAAUUGCAGAGGAGCUUGUGAUGUCUCUUGGAUUGAAAUUCAAUCCUUACGUUCCACAGGUAUGCUAUAUAGAAAAAGUUUUGGUGAUUCAUCAAAUAAGGAGCCAGGUUAGGUUACACAUAGUUCAAGGCAAUCUCGGAGUAGCUAAUGGGGACCUAUCCCAUUUAAGCACUAAGCUACCUAUUUCACGCUGGCAGCGGGACUUAACUGAUUCAACUGUUCUGAGAAAUAUGGGAGUGGGGCUUGGACAUUCUCUUCUUGCUUACAAAAGUGCAUUGCAAGGAAUUUCAAAGCUUCAGAGCUCAUUUGCUGACAUGCAGAAUCUGGCAUCAGUUAGAGAGAUCAGCACAGACAUUUUCACUUAUUAG